Molecule: messenger RNA, 4956 nt
Organism: Hippopotamus amphibius kiboko
Lineage: Eukaryota; Metazoa; Chordata; Mammalia; Artiodactyla; Hippopotamidae
Gene: CDC6
Product: cell division cycle 6
Exons: 12
Coding region: 715-2397 (560 amino acids)
Biological process (GO): DNA replication initiation; cell division; mitotic DNA replication checkpoint signaling
Cellular component (GO): nucleus
Molecular function (GO): DNA replication origin binding; ATP hydrolysis activity
Source: RefSeq, a predicted model, not a curated record
CUAGAUUAGCAAGUGAUAAGGACACUAGUUUGCCCCCUUUGAUUAUUACCGAGACAGCCGCUUACGGUGAAUGUGCCUCUUAAGUAUUUCCUGACCCGACCCAGCCACAAACUGCAACUUACUGCAAGGAAGCUGCCUGUCUGACUUCCUAUUACUCUGCAGACGGAGGUAAGAGAACUAAGAUGUCAGCCUCAGGAUCCUAACCACCCCAGAGGAUAACUGUGGGGAAAUGCUUCGUCUUUAACAUCACCGGAGCCCAGUCUGGAUUUUUUUUGCACACGAUUGAAUUCGUUCUCCACUCCUAGGUUUAGGGGUGUGAGAUUUAAAGGACUGUAUGCUGUCUGGCCACAAAAAAUGUUGAUGCAAAAGAUCGAUAUCCACUUGGCAGGAACGUCCUUUCCAUUCGUUCAGCAAGCAUUGAUGGCAUAUUUUAUUCUGUGCCAGGCACCAAUGGUAUGAAGAUAAGUAGGACGUGGUCUUUGCCUCCAAGGAGCUCAGAAUCUAGCAGAAGACUUCAGGACAGCUACCAGGGGAAAUCUAUGCGGGGCAUUAAAGGCUUUAUGGUAAUUAGCCAGGGAAGGAGGAUGGUGAGCGGCAUUCCAGAUGUAGGAAACAGUGAGGACAAGACACCGAAGCGAGGAAGGAACAGUGUGAUGGUACGCUCAUCGUAUUACUGAAGUACUAGAAGGAGAAAGCUUCAACUGUGUUGCCAUCAUGCCUCAAACCCGCUCCCAGUCACAGGCUACAAUCAGUUUUCCAAAGAAGAAACUGUCUCAGACAUUGGACAAAGCUAAAAACUCCAGUGACACCAAACCAGAAUCGACAAAUGUCCAGGCCAUACCCCGUUCUCCUUGUGCAAAAAUUCUGCCUCUUAGCCCCAGAAAACGUCUGGGUGAUGACAACCGGUGUAACACUCCCCGUUUACCUCCCUGUUCUCCACCAAAGCAAAGCAAGAAAGAGAAUGGUCCUCCUCGCUCACAUACAUCUAAGGGGCGCAGAUUGAUAUUUGACAAUCAGCUGACAGCUAAGUCUCCUAGCAAAAGAGAACAAGCCAGAGUUCAGCAAAACAAAAUACGUCCCUCCAUUCCAAAAGGUCAAGACAUCACAACAAGUUCUGAGCAGAGAUGUCCACCGGAGAAAGAAUCUGCUUGUCUGAGACUGUUCAAGCAAGAAGGCACUUGCUACCAGCAAGCAAAGCAGGUCCUGACUACAGCUGUCCCAGAUCAGCUGCCUGCCAGGGAAGAGGAGAUGGAUGUCAUCAGGAAUUUCCUGAGGGAGCACAUCUGUGGGAAAAAAGCUGGAAGUCUUUAUCUUUCUGGUGCUCCUGGAACUGGAAAAACUGCCUGCUUAAGCCGAAUUCUGCAAGACCUCAAGAAGGAACUGAAAGGCUUUAAAACUAUCGUGCUGAAUUGCAUGUCCUUGAGGAGCGCCCAGGCUGUAUUCCCAGCCAUCGCUCAGGAGAUUUGUCAGGAAGAAGUAUCCAGGCCAGCUGGGAAGGACAUAAUGAGGAAACUGGAAAACCAUAUGACUGCAGAGAAGGGCCCCAUGAUUGUGUUGGUGUUGGACGAGAUGGACCAGCUGGACAGCAGAGGGCAGGAUGUAUUGUACACACUGUUUGAAUGGCCAUGGCUAAGCGGUUCUCGGUUGGUGCUAAUUGGUAUUGCUAAUACCCUGGAUCUCACAGAUAGAAUCCUGCCAAGGCUUCAAGCUAGAGAGAAAUGUAAGCCACAGCUGCUGAACUUCCCACCUUAUACCAAAACUCAGAUAGCCACUAUCUUGCAGGACCGACUUAAUCAGGCAUGUAAAGAUCAGGUCCUGGACAGUGCUGCCGUUCAGUUCUGUGCCCGCAAAGUCUCUGCUGUUUCGGGAGAUGCUCGCAAAGCACUCGAUGUUUGCAGGAGAGCUAUUGAAAUUGUAGAGUCAGAUGUCAAAAGCCAGACUAUCCUCAAGCCACUGUCUGAAUGUAAAUCACCAUCUGAGUCACUAGUUCCCAAGCGGGUUGGUGUUAUUCACAUAUCACAGGUGAUUUCGGAAGUUGAUGGAAACAGAAUGAAUUUGAGCCAAGAGGGAGCACAAGAUUCCUUCCCUCUUCAGCAGAAGAUCUUGGUCUGCUCUUUGCUGCUCUUGACCAGGCAGUUGAAAAUCAAGGAGGUCACUCUGGGGAAGUUAUAUGAAGCCUACAGUAACGUCUGUCGCAAACAGCAGGUGGCAGCUGUGGACCAGUCAGAGUGUUUGUCACUUUCAGGGCUCUUGGAGGCCAGAGGCAUUUUUGGAUUGAAGAAAAAAAAGGAAACCCGCUUGGCAAAGGUGUCUCUGAAGAUUGAAGAGAAGGAAAUAGAGCAUGCUCUGAAAGACAAAGCUUUAGUCGGAAAUAUCUUAGCUACUGGAUUGCCUUAAAUUCUUGUAUACUAAUACCCCACCUGAAAGUAUCCAGCUGGCAUUUAGAGAGAGAUGAAAUCUUCAUUUUAGUACUUUAUACACUCAGGUCUGAAAGCAAACAUGACCUUUUUUACUUAAAACUGAUAAAAUGUAAUCUACAGAUUCGUGACUAGUAGCACAGAAUUAUAUCUUUGGGUCUUAUUAUGUUUGCAUUAAAAACUACCAAGUAGGCCCUUUUUAAUUACAUUCACUACCUCUACUUUUAGUGUGCCUCUGACCAACAUGCUUGCAAGUAUACACACUUAUGCUUUGGAAAGUUCAUAUAUUUAUCUCUUAGUUUCCUCAAACAUCGGUGUAUUUUAAAGAACUUUUGGACUAGAGGAAAAAGAAUGAAAAAGGAUGAUCCAGAAAAAUAAGCAAGUCCACAUGGAGAUUUUGAGGACACUUUGAUCAAAGAAUGUCUUUCUUUGUGGAGUAUACUGUGUCCAUGUUGCAGAUACUUCCGCACUGUGACAUUUUAAAGACUCAUUGAGUUUCUCAGGCACUCCCAAGGUUGUGGGGGUGGUAAGGAGAAUGUGACUACAGAUUGUGAAUAUAUUUAUUUUCAAGUUGCAUUCUUUGUCUUCUUAAGCAAUCACAUUUCAAGAGAGCUCAGACUUUCAGAAGGCAAUGUGAAAAUUCCUCCCUAAACUGUCCCACAGUCCCAGCUGCUCUCAGAUGAAGCCACUUGUUUCAAGACGCCUUAGCUGGGGCUUGGAUUUUCACUGAAACCUCAUUUUUCCGUUCUUCUUAGAUAAAUUAAUCCAGAUGGCUACUCAAGUCUCCCCUUUUUUCUGGGUUUGGUUUCCAGUGGCAUUAAAUGGCAGUUUGUGUCAGGGACGCCAGAGGGCACCAUUAUAACACUGACUGCCUUGAAAGUGCAGGCAUGGGGCUGGGGUCGUUUUGAGGGAAGGGGGAAUAAAAAACCAAGUUUGAUUCAUUUGGGAAAUUGCUGUACUUUUAUAACUCAAGCAAAUGCUUGGAAUGCAAACCAUGUGUGAUAUGAGUGGUCUGAGAGCCAGUGACCAAGUCUGUCCUGCUCCCCGAGCUCUUCUGCCUCCCCCUGCUUUCCUGACAUGGCUUGGGUUUGAGAACUUGAUAUGUGUACAAAUGAUCUGUUGGCCACUGUUUCAUUCAUGUUGCCCAGUGUAUCCUUGCAAUGUGAUCUGGGCCACAGCAGGUGGUACAGGAUAGAAGAAGGACACACAGAGCCCUCUGAAAUGAACACUAGCCACUGGUGAGUGUAGCAGAGCGGAGUCUGUAGACAGGAGUCUGAAUGUCUCACGCUCACACUCCUUUACUAGAGCGUUCAUUCCCUUGGAGCAGUUUGCGAGGGGAGACCACAGUUCUAUACCUAGAAGCUUAGAAAGUGUCUGGGGCUAUAAGGGUUAAGCAGCGUAAUUGCAGAGAUUGUCCAAAGGCUGAUGGAAAGCAGAGACUGAAUGGGAUUGAGAACAGAUGCGAGGCUUGAUUUAAAUUACAUUUUAUUGGAUGCUGCAGCCUUAAGAGACGUGACUGCUUUACAGUUUGUUUCCACACUGUGGGCAGCUGCUGUCUGUUCUGUGUCCACAGUAGGAUCCUGCCCAAAGAGGAGCGGCCUCCCCACCUCGCUGUAUUUGAGGCUUGGCGCCUUCCUCUUAACUGUAGGGCUGGAGUCAGGAACAUGGCUUGACUCGCAGUGGGGCUGCUGUGUAUCCUCCAUGGCUCUGAGCCAAGAUCGCAUUUGCAGAUUCAAAGGGGCCAAAUUUCUUUCCCCUCUACCUCCCUUCUCUCCCUUUCCCCUGGUAUUUGGAAAUCGGGUUUUCUGUGUACCGGUCUGUUAGUUUCCUUUCCUUCGGUUCUCCCCCCACUGUCAAUUUCUAGGUCAUUGCUGCUCUUAAGACUUCAGCAAUUGGAACAGGGUUGGUUCUGUCAAUGAUGCGUGAAGCAGACUUAGAGUCCCUGCUUGGCUUCCGCUGCCCUUGUGGGAGCGAAAGCUGAUGUAUGUUUGUCAGUGGAGUCUUCAGUGUAAUUCAGACAGCCGGGAAGCUGACUGAGAGGAGGAAGAAAGUCCUUUUCUCACUGAAGCCGAGUGCUCUGAGAAGGUGGUGGGAGUUUCAGGGGGCUGGGCUGGGCUUGUGGUUACUCACUUUUGCCAGGAGCAUAGGCUGUUUCACAUGGAGUAGUGGCAGAGAUGCUGACCUACAUUCUUCCUCUUGGAGGUGGUGGGGUGUGUGUCUGUAUCCUGGUUUAUUUAUGUAUUUUUCUUCACAGAAGCAGAUGAAGCUUCCAUAGCGUAUUGGUGGGUACUGCCAUGGAAAGCACACAGGCACAAUAAAACUGGUGUGAGUUUCAACCCCAGAGCUGUGACUGACAUUUCUGGCUCAGUGAAGACCUGCCUGUGGCUGGAUGACUGACAAGAGUGUGAGGUCCAAGCUACCCUGAGAUCCAGAAAGUCGGCAGAGCUCUCUCUCUCUCUUCCUCUGCGUUGCUCCCUGCCUUUAUGCAGUGCCCUUUUAAGAUACAGCAAUAAGAACUGGGAAGUAGGAAGGAGAAACA